CACAUUCACAUGAGAGAAAGAGAGCUGCAGGUCAUCUGAACAUAAGAGACACUAGUUAUUACUACUGCACAACACUUUAAGAGUUUAUCUGCUGUCAAAUGACUCACAAUGUUUUUUCGGCUAUCAGUUUUUCCAAGCGCAAAAGUGUCAAUGUUUUGACAGGAAGUGAGUGGUCGAGUUUAUGAAGACUUUCUCGACAUCAUUCAGGUGUACGUGAACUACGAGAAUAAUUUGGGGGCUUUAGAUUACCGACAGCAGUUUGACUUCAACGCUAAGCCCCCUUGGGAUCCUAGCUGAUAGCUGGAGAGGUCAACCUUUGACCUGUCCAUUGGAUAUCGCUUGGACCCAAGAGCUCUGAGGCUUUUCAUCAUACAUUGAUCUGAAUGAGUAUGAAGGGAACUCUGGAUGAUGUGCAUCAUUCUGUGGAGCUGCUCAAGGGCAGUACAGCUCUCAGAGAUGUGAUCAAUAAACACAUCCAUGAUCAAACUCUUGCGAAUAAGAGUGCGUUUUUUGUAGCUGACCUUGGCGUGAUUGUGUGGCAGCAAGUUCGCUGGAGUGCUCAAAUGGAGCGGGUUCGGCCAUUCUACACGGUUCGGUGCAACAGCAGUCCCGUGGUGAUCGAGAUCCUGGCUGCUCUCGGCACUGGCUUCGUUUGCUCCAGCAAGACCGAGCUGGAUUUGGUGAAGGGCUUUGGCGUCUCAUCUCAUGACAUCAUGCUCGGUGGCACGUGUAAGCAGCUGUCUCACAUCAAGUACGCAGCCAAACACAACAUCCAACUCCUGAUUUGUGACAACGAGGUCGAGCUAAGGAAAAUUGCUCGCUGCCAUCCCAAAGCAAAGGUGCUACUGCAGUUGAUGUCAGAUAGCUGUUGUGAAAGAGCAAAAACAGCGCUGGUCUUCGGAUCGACGCUGAAGGACUGCAGACAUCUGCUAGAAAACGCCAAAGAGCUCAAUCUGAACAUUGCAGGAGUCAAGUUCAACGUUACUAGCUGUGGUCAGGACACAGAAGCGUUGUGUCGUGCGGUGUCUGACGCCCGCUGUGUCUUUGAUAUGGGGGAGGAGCUCGGGUUUAAAAUGAAUAUUCUUGACGUCGGGGAAGGCUUUGACGGAAGCGAGGCGCAGUUAGAAAAGAUUAACACAACGUUGAGACCCAUGCUGGACAUGUACUUUCCUCCAUCAAGCGGCCUGUCAGUCAUUGCUGAACCCGGAGCUUUUUAUGUGUCCUCUGCCUUCACACUGGCUGUGAAUAUAAUCGCUAAGAAAACUGUGGGACGAGAUUUUAGUGGUCAAACACACAAUCCACUGUCAGCCAAUGAUGAGCCAGAGUUUCUCUACUACAUGAAUGAUGGGGUUUAUGGGUCUUUUGCCAAUAAGCUGUUGUGUGACGAUUCUAUAUCAAAGCCGCUGGUGCACAAGGGAGUGGCUGCAGAAGAACCCCUGUUCUCCAGCAGUUUGUGGGGUCCAUCUGAAGAUGAUCUGGAUCAGGUGUUAGAUCAAUGUCUCCUCCCAGAACUCGCCGUGGGCGACUGGCUUCUUUUUCUCAGUGCGGGGGCAAACAGUCUGAGGACAGCGUUCACUAACGGAGACGAACCCAAACCACCUGUUUUCUACACCAUCACUGAACGUGACUGGAAAGAGAUGGAUAAAUGUGGCAUCAGUAUGGACAGGAAUAUUAAGAACUUCUCUCUGGUACCGUGCUGCCUGCCGCCAAACAUGUCAGAUACACCUGUCUCUACUCCAGCCUAACACAAAGUUUUAUUAGUGAUUUUAGGCACUUAAGAAUGUGGUGUCUUCAGUUGUUUCGAAGAGGUUUGAACGUGACCAGAUUGUAGAUGCUUUCAAACUCAAAAGCCGUCAGAACUGAUGAAUUUACUACUAAUAAAUGUGGUUAGCUUUAACAGAACAGGCCAGCUGGCACUUGCACAUAUUGCUGUGUUAUAUUUAAGGCCGUUUUAUAAAUAUAAACGCAACGCAUAUAAAAUUAUCUUGAAAAGUCAGUCAUGUAUGGCACAGGAACAUUAAAGCUAGACUAUUUAUCACGUCUGGUUUCAUCGUCAGAUGUGUCUCAAGAAAUGUGCUCUGGUAUUUGAAUUAUGGUAUGGUUUUGGAUUGUGAAUAUAAAUGAUCAAGAAUGUUGAUAAGACUGCAAAAUAAUGAUCUUUGACAUUUUAACUGCUGCAUAGAUAGACCAGCCGAGUAAUAUCGAGUAAUCAAUAUGUUUUUUAAUAGACAAACUGCAAUGGAAACUUUGUAUUUCAGAAAACACGUAGAAAUCGUAUGGCAGAAAUAUACUUGACCCAAGUAUGCAAACAGAGAUGCUUUGCUAAUUAAUGACGAGUAACAAGCAUCAAUAUUCAAUAGAGUCAUGGUUUCUUUUAAAUAUCUGUGCAUUUGUGGAGUGAUAUGCACAGAAAAGAAAAAGUUAUAAAAAAAGUAAAUGUCUACAUUUUUAUUUCCUUUGAAAAGGUUCUUAUCAAACGAUUCUAUUCUUUUACCUAAACAUUAGUUUGUAUUGUAUAGGGACACAAAGAAUGCAACACAACAUGUGUUCAAGAGAGCGUUCCGAUGCACAAACUUAAAAAGAUUGGAAGCGUUUGUGUUUAUGUGCUGGUAUAGGGUUUGCUUCAGUCCUGUUUCUCUGAACGGUAGGUGAAGCAGGACCUGAAUUUAAGAUGCCUACAGCGUUACAUCAACAUUGAUGUGUUUUGUGCUGGCUGGUCUCAGAAUGUGUUGAUGGUGGGAGCAUGUGAUGCUGGGUGAGGCAGGAGAAGUGGGUUUAAUAUAAGGAUCAAAAACAUGUAUAUGAUUGCUCUUUGGCUGGAAGGUCAUUUUAAAAGAUUAAAACAUUGUUCCAACAUAACAUGUACUGUACAAUCUUUGUUGGCAAUUAACAAUAUUUGCCUUUUCAUGACCAAGUUGUGCUGUCAAUAAAUGUUAUUAAAUGGC
Molecule: messenger RNA, 2945 nt
Organism: Triplophysa dalaica
Lineage: Eukaryota; Metazoa; Chordata; Actinopteri; Cypriniformes; Nemacheilidae
Gene: azin1a
Product: antizyme inhibitor 1a
Exons: 12
Coding region: 384-1745 (453 amino acids)
Biological process (GO): positive regulation of polyamine transmembrane transport; negative regulation of protein catabolic process
Cellular component (GO): cytoplasm
Molecular function (GO): ornithine decarboxylase activity; ornithine decarboxylase activator activity
Source: RefSeq, a predicted model, not a curated record